AUGGUGAAGAUUGCAUUUGGUAGCAUUGGUGACUCUUUUUCAUUUCCGUCGCUAAAGGCUUAUCUUGCUGAGUUCAUUGCCACCCUCCUCUUUGUCUUUGCUGGUGUUGGUUCUGCUAUAGCUUACAAUAAGCUCACGUCCGAUGCAGCUCUCGACCCACCCGGUUUGGUGGCAGUUGCGUUGGCUCACGCAUUUGCAUUGUUCGUGGGCGUUUCCAUGGCAGCCAACGUAUCCGGUGGUCAUCUGAAUCCCGCCGUCACAUUCGGAUUGGCCAUUGGAGGCAACAUCACUAUCAUAACUGGCCUUUUCUAUUGGAUUGCCCAAUUGCUAGGUUCCACUGUUGCAGGCCUUCUCCUCAAAUUCGUCACUAAUGGCUUGAUUGCAUUUGGUAGCAUUGGUGACUCUUUUUCAGUUCCGUCGCUAAAGGCUUAUCUUGCUGAGUUCAUUGCCACCCUCCUCUUUGUCUUUGCUGGUGUUGGUUCUGCUAUAGCUUACAAUAAGCUCACGUUCGAUGCAGCUCUCAACCCACCCGGUUUGGUGGCAGUAGCGUUGGCUCACGCAUUUGCAUUGUUCGUGGGCGUUUCCAUGGCAGCCAACGUAUCCGGUGGUCAUCUGAAUCCCGCCGUCACACUCGGAUUGGCCAUUGGAGGCAACAUCACUAUCAUAACUGGCCUUUUCUAUUGGAUUGCCCAAUUGCUAGGUUCCACUGUUGCAUGCCUUCUCCUCAAAUUCGCCACUAAUGGCAUGGCUAUUCCCACUCAUGGAGUUGCUUCUGGCAUGAAUGCUGUGGAGGGUGUUGUAAUGGAGAUUGUCAUCACUUUUGCUUUAGUCUACACAGUCUAUGCCACUGCUGCAGACCCCAAAAAGGGCUCAUUGGGCAUAAUUGCACCCAUUGCAAUUGGGUUCAUUGUUGGUGCAAACAUUUUAGCUGUUGGACCAUUUAGUGGUGGAUCGAUGAACCCGGCCCGAUCAUUUGGGCCGGUUGUUGCUGCUGGAGACUUUUCUCAGAACUGGAUCUAUUGGGUCGGCCCACUUAUUGGGGGAGGAUUGGCUGGCCUGCCCAUAGACAUCUACGCCGCCGCCACCACCUCGUACCCCAACGCACACCACCACCUCACACCACCUCGUACCACACCGCCAUCAACACAGCCCACCCUAUAUAGAUGCACCGCUGCCACCACCAACAAAGUCCCACAAAGCAACAACACACCAGCGCCACCAAUACCAUUAAAUCGUCGCCACCACCACGGGAGCUUUGCAGAUCGCUGCAAGGAGGAAGUCGUCGCAGCAGCUACGCAACAGAUCUCUAGCGUGUUCGCUGCAAAGAGAAGGCGGGCAGAUCGCUGUCGACGCCGGUAUGCGAUCUCGAUGGCGACGGUCUCGGAGGCUAUGGUGGUGACGGUCGUCGCGAAUUAG
Molecule: messenger RNA, 1416 nt
Organism: Fraxinus pennsylvanica
Lineage: Eukaryota; Viridiplantae; Streptophyta; Magnoliopsida; Lamiales; Oleaceae
Source: the annotation of a GenBank genome assembly